AUUCUCCCUAGCACAGACAACUGAAGCAAUCGAUGGAACCUCUCGACUGAAACCACCGUUCCUCACGCUCGCUAGCUCCACCGUUGUCGUUCCCUUUCACCAUAACCACCGUUCCUCACGCUCGCUAGAUCCUCCGCCGGAGUCAGUGGUCGAAUCCACAGUAUGCGGUGGUGAAUGGGUUUCCCUUCGCGUGUCCGCCGCUCGUCGCUCGCAAACCGUCAUCCUCCAUCGCCAGUUAACAAGCUUAAGGGAAAAGUCUGAACCGUCAUCCUCCAUCGCCAGAGCUUAAGGAGCAACAAAAGCAUCUCGAUUUCUAUCCUGUAUUACCAGCUUCCAGCUUAUUAAGCAGCUCACGCAAGGGAUACAUCUGAGGAUGAGAUAUUGGCUUUCGGUGGCUUGGAUGCUGUGGUUUUUGUAAGGAUACUUGUGUUUAGGAAUCCUACAGACAGAAACUGGAUGAGACGCUGAAUUUGGGUUCUGAUGGGAAGCCAUUUAGGAUGUUAGUUUUCAGAGGAAGUUCUAAAUCAACUACAAAAUCUAUUCGUCACAUCGAUCAGGUGCGACAAGCAGACGCAGCCGCACUUCAAAACAGUAUCAAUCAGCCCCGCCCUCGUACAAUGCCUAAGAAAGAGGCCAAGGUCUUGGAUGCACCAAAUAUUAGAAAUGACUACUAUUCAAACACUAUGGAUUGGGGGAAAAACAACAUUCUUGCUGUUGCUUUGGGAUCAGAAAUGUACCUUUGGAACUCUGUGAACAACAAUGUACAUAGGUUGUUUGAAGCCACUCACAAUGAUUGUCCCACAAGUGUUGCCUGGUCACGGGAUGCCAAACUUUUCGCAGCAGGAUUUAUGCACUCUAAGCUUCAACUCUGGGAUGCUGAGACUUCUAAGCCAAUAAGAGUCCUAGAAAGUCAUGGUCAAAGGAUUGGAACCAUUGCAUGGAGUGGCGAUACUUUAACUUCUGGAAGCCAUGACAAAUCUAUAAUCAACCAUGAUGUUAGAGCAAGAAGAAAUGUUAUUUCACGGGUAAAAGCACACGGAGCAGAAGUUUGUGGCUUAAAAUGGUCCAAAGGGGGAAAUAUGCUGGCAAGUGGCGGCAAUGACAAUCAUAUCUACAUAUGGGAAUCAUCUAAAAUGAAUUCAUCGAGUUUCUUGCAUUGUUUUAAGGACCAUUCUGCUGCAGUCAAAGCCCUUGCUUGGUGCCCUUAUGAUUCAAAUGUGCUUGCUUCUGGAGGUGGCACAAAUGAUAGGUGUAUUAAGAUAUGGAAUAUUCAAAAAGAAACUUGCAUUCGCAGCAUAGAUACUACAGCUCAGGUUUGUGGAUUAGAAUGGAAUAGGCAUCACAAGGAGAUAUUAAGUGGCCAUGGCUUUAGCACAAGUACAUCCCACAACGAACUUUGCUUGUGGCGGUAUCCAUCCAUGAAUAAAAUGGGAGGCUUGGACCCUCAUGCUUCAAGAGUCCUCCAUCUAUCUCAGAGCCCAGAUGGGUUAACAGUGGUGUCAGCUGGGGCAGAUGAAACUCUUCGCUUUUGGGAUAUUUUUGGGCCACCUGCUACUGAUACAUCAAAGAUCUCACAUCUGGAUAACCUUUUGUCCCUGAAGAUAUCCGCAUUAAGAUAACAUUUUCUUUUACGAGCUUGUUUGGUUGCGGACCAAAGAGCACUUGUUGGAGCUUAUUUAACUCAUUUUUUAGUAGCUCCAAUAAGUUCUCUUUAGUCCGUAUCUGAAAUCAAUCUAAACCUGAAAGUCUCAUUAUUGUUUCCCUACUGAUUUUCCCUACUGAUUUUUCCCUACUGAUUUUUCUAAUUGUCCCUACUGAUUUUUCUACUGAUUUUUAUAAUUGUCCUACUGCUGUAGUUUUCAGUUUUCAUGAUGUCUAAUAUCUAAAUCUUAUGUGAAGGUUGAUUUUGAAACACAAAUUGCUGCAAGAGACUCACAGCAUCACAUAGAUGAUGAAGAAUUAGAGGAUGAUUUGGAUGGCAUUUGAUUUAGAUGAAUAUAUGUAUUUGAUACUAUGUUUUUAAUUAUACUUGACAUUUUACCAUGACUAUAUAUGGAUUCACUACUAUGGUUAUGUAGGUUGAUGAACAUGAUCUUAAAUAUGAAACUUCAAAUCAAUAGUAUAUUUUGAAUUACUUCUA
Lotus japonicus is the source of this 2140-nucleotide messenger RNA. RefSeq lists its product as uncharacterized. NCBI's taxonomy places the organism in Eukaryota, Viridiplantae, Streptophyta, Magnoliopsida, Fabales, Fabaceae. Gene Ontology annotation, molecular function: ubiquitin ligase activator activity; protein binding; anaphase-promoting complex binding. The record is from RefSeq and is a predicted model, not a curated record. Bases 498 to 1619 code for a protein of 373 amino acids. The transcript is spliced from 8 exons. Gene Ontology annotation, cellular component: anaphase-promoting complex. Gene Ontology annotation, biological process: anaphase-promoting complex-dependent catabolic process; positive regulation of anaphase-promoting complex-dependent catabolic process; positive regulation of ubiquitin protein ligase activity.